Molecule: messenger RNA, 2596 nt
Organism: Pelagomonas calceolata
Lineage: Eukaryota; Pelagophyceae; Pelagomonadales; Pelagomonadaceae
Source: the annotation of a GenBank genome assembly
AAGCAGCUCGACCUACAUCAGCGCUUAUUGUCGCGUCGCCAGACCAGCCCGCUUGCGCACACAGCGUGUGCAGUGUAUCGCAUUGCUAAGCUAUAGUACCGGGACGGUUCACGGCUAAGAAAGAGCCCGUUCGGUGCCCUACUCCUGCAGCUUCAGGUCUGACAUAACAGGCUUGACUGCUCUCACCGCGCGCGGCGAGGCAUAAAAACACCGGCCCGACAGCCCACCACACCGCGGCGCCGCUAGAUGAAGAACAAGCGCACCGUCCUCACCAUGCUCCUGGCGCGUCGAGUCUGCGGCUGGUCGGCGCGCCAAUUGCUCAAGCCGCGGCCGAUCCGCACGGCCUUCAAGUCCAGUACCAGAGCGGCGCCGCUCAUGUCCGUCGUCGACAAGGAGUCCAUGGAUUAUGUGGAUGUCGACACCGAGCUGGCCGCCCCUGUGGAGGACGUCGUUGUCGGCGAAGAAGUCGUGCCCGACGCGGAGCCGGAGAAGGACCCCAUGGCCAUCGAAGGACGUAUUUCCGACCGCCAAGCCGAAAGACUCGCGGAGCGAGGCAUCACCACCUUCACGGAGAUCCAGCAUCGAAGCUACGAGCCCGUGUUCGAGGGCCGAGACCUGCUAGGUAAAUCUAGAACGGGCACGGGCAAGACCGUGGCCUUCGGCCUGCCCAUCAUCGAGAAGCUCGCGGAGAUGCGGUCGAAUGGCGAGUACGACCACAAGCGGCGCGGCCGCGGCCCCGCGAUGCUGGUCUUGACGCCGACGCGCGAACUCGCGAAGCAGGUCCAUGAUGAAUUGAAGUACCUGGCGGACACGCACGGCUUCUCGACGACGUGCUUCCACGGUGGUGUCAGCUAUGGCCCCCAGGAGGGUGCCCUCAGAAGAGGAGUAGAUAUCUUAGUCGCGACGGUCGGCCGCGUCAUCGACCAUAUUGAUCGAGGCAACUUACAGCUCAACGACGCCUACCACGUCGUCUUGGAUGAAGCUGAUGAAAUGUUAAGUAUGGGCUUCGCUGAUGAUGUGGAGCGCAUUUUUGGGGAGUGCCCGGCGGGCAAGGCCAAGGGCAUGGGCUCGGGCGGCGGCGCGCCGGCCCCCGACGACGCCUUCGACCUCGACGAGUUAUUGGGCGAGGAGGCGCCGCCCGCGCCGGUCGCCGAGAGCCGAAGACCGCAAACAUUAUUAUUCUCCGCCACAUCACCAGGAUGGAUCAAGAAGAUGACGCGGCGCUUCAUGACGGACCACGUGUUUGUGGAUGUGGUUGGAGACGCCACCCAACAAGCUGCUACUACGGUGACGCACAAAGCGGUAUUAGUGCCUCGGUCGAACGACGCCAGAGCCUCGUUACUCGAGGAUAUUAUUUCGGUGGAGCUGUCCCAAAGGCAAGGUCAAGUAACCGACGAGCAGCAGAACGGCGGCGGGCGCGUUAUUGUCUUCACCGCGACCAAGAGGGAGUGCGACGAGCUCGCGGGCGGUCCCGCCUUCCAGAGACUAUCGGCACAAGUGCUCCAUGGCGACAUCGGCCAAAGUCAGAGGGAAGCGACGCUGGCGCAGUUCCGACGGGGCCAAUUUUCAGUAUUAGUAGCUACUGAUGUGGCUGCUCGCGGAAUUGACGUGAAAGGAGUGGAUCUGGUGGUGCAGUUCCGCACGCCGAGGGAUGCCGAAGGAUACGUGCAUCGCUCGGGACGAACGGGCCGGGCCGGGAGGGACGGGACCGCGGUGGUCUUGUACGACGACCGGGAAGAACGCGACGUGAGAUCGCUCGAGCGAGAAACGGGUGUGAAAUUCCAAAGGCUCGGCCCGCCGUCGGCCGGGCGCGUGCUCGAGGCGGCGUCGCUCGAUGCGGCGCGCGCUUUGACGCGGGUGCAGGACGACGUCGUGCCGCACUUCCUCGAGACGGCCAAACAGUUAUGUGCGGACGAGCUCGCCGAGACGUCGGACGAGGCGGCGUCGUUAGUUGCUCGAUGCUUAGCCGCGGUCGCGCGGCAGAACGAGCUGAGGGCUCGGUCCGUGCUGACGGGCGAGGCCGAUCGGACGACCUUGUUGAUGAGCGCGCCGCGGCCGCUCAAGACGUCGGACGUCGUGUACGCCGUCUCCAAACUCCUAGAGAGAGUACCCAAACAGGAAGGCGCGACGCCGAACGAUAAUGAUCGGGUCGGUGCCGUACGAGUAUGUAAAGAACCGUCGCAAGCGGUGUUUGACGUUCGUUCGACGACGGCGCAGCGGUUAUUAGCCUUCUGCGAGGAGCAGAACUUCAACAAGUUCACGUUCGAGGUCUGCGAGGUCCUGCCGCAGCUGCAGCCGCAGCAGCGCCGCGACUUCAACGGCGGCGGCGGUGGAUAUCGAGGUGGUGGUUAUCGUGGUGGGCGCGGCGGCGGCGGCGGCUACCGCGGCGGUGGCGGUUAUAGAGGUGGUGGGAGAGGCGGCGGCGGCGGCUACCGCCAGGGCGGCUACCGGGGCGGCGGCGGCGGCGGUGGUUAUAGAGGCGGCGGCGGCGGCGGCGGCGGGUACCGCGGCGGCGGCGGCCGCGACCGCUACUAGGACUCUCGCUUCGCUUCGACCCCUCCCAUUCCCUGUGUCCAGUAACGGUGCGAUUUCGUUC